This is a messenger RNA of Solanum stenotomum, 579 nucleotides long. RefSeq lists its product as uncharacterized. The transcript is spliced from 2 exons. Lineage: Eukaryota; Viridiplantae; Streptophyta; Magnoliopsida; Solanales; Solanaceae. The annotation marks the transcript as partial. The record is from RefSeq and is a predicted model, not a curated record.
UAUAUGCUAUUGGUCAAGACUCAAUGAACCAUUUCUAUCCUAUUGCUUGGGCUAUUGUGGACAGAGAGUGCAAGGCAUCUUGGGUGUGGUUCUUGGAAUUACUUCAGAAGUCUCUAAACAUCAACAGUGGAGAAGGAAUCACAUUCAUGUCUGAUAUGCAAAAGGGAUUAAUUGAAGCUGUUAAAAAUAUUUUACCUAAUGCUAUGCAUAGAUUUUGUGUGAGGCACAUAGAGGUCAACUGGAGAAAAAAAGGUAAGAGAUCUAAAAUGAUGACUAAGGUAUUGUGGUGGUGUGCAUGGAGCACCUACAAAGAGGAGUUGGAUGAUUAUUUGAAGACCUUAGGUCAACUGUCUGAAGAAGCAAAAGACCAUAUGUUGCAUUUUCCAAUACAAACUUGGUGUAGAGUAUUUUUUGACACUGUUUGCAAGAACAACAAGGUGGAAAACAAUUUGGUUGAGUCAUUUAACUCUUGGAUAUUGGAAGCAAGACACAAGCCAAUAAUUGGUAUGCUUGAGGAUAUAAGAAUCAAUGUUAUGACCAAGUUUGUCAAAAAUGAAGAUGAACUGAUGGCUUGGAACU